This is a messenger RNA of Candidula unifasciata, 1071 nucleotides long. The record is from the annotation of a GenBank genome assembly. Lineage: Eukaryota; Metazoa; Mollusca; Gastropoda; Stylommatophora; Geomitridae.
AUGAGUAUCCUGGAGAAGGCCAAGAGCAUUGAUGUCCCUGACAUUGAUCUCGAUAUAGAUAACUUUGAUGAUCUGCUGAAUGCCCUGUCUGCUGAGGAGCUCGAAGAACUCAACGGAGAUUUCGACCCUGAUAACUCACUGCUGCCAGCAUCCCAGCGUAGCCGAGACCAGACAUCAAAGACACCUACUGGACCAUUCAGCAGACAGAAGUUGUUGAACUUCCUCGAGGAGAAGGCCAGGCAGGAGAAAGAUUGGGAGAACACGGUGCCUUUUUCAAAAGAAGUGAAAGGAAAGAAAUUCACCCCUAAAGAGCCAGAGAAGACAACAAUCAACGAUGAUGAUGCCGCCGUGGAAACAGAGUGGGAUGAGAUCUUGACUGCUGCCAGUGAAGAAGAACUAGUGGACCUCGCUGCUGUCCUGGGGUUUCACAGUAUGCUCACCCAGACACAAUACUACGCAUCUCUUGAAGAAAGAGAGGUCCAUGAGGGCGGCUUCACAGGACACGCUCAAGCCCAAAAGUUGAAGGUUAUCCCAGACGAGCCUCCAAACAUGACAGACAUAGAGGAGAGCAUAAAAAAACUCCGGGAGAAUGACAAGGACUUGAAAACUCUGAAUCUCAACAACAUUAAAAAUAUUUCUUUGGAGAGGCUGAUUGAAGUUUGUGAUGCUCUAAAGAACAACACAGUCUGUGUUCGGUUUGACAUGGCCGGGGUCGCAGCAAAUGAUAAGGUUGCCAAGGCUCUGGCUGAUGCCCUGAGAGAGAAUACUACACUAAAGUCAGUAAAUGUGGAGUCCAACUACAUCACUCCCGAGGCCAUAGUGGAGCUGAUUAAGGCAGCCAAUGUCAACCAGUCGCUUCUGGAGCUGAGAGUGGCCAAUCAGAAACCAGAGGUACUUGGCAACCAGGCAGAGAUGCAGAUUGCCAAACUGGUGAAGGAGAACAACAAGCUGUUGAGGUUAGGUAUCCAUUUUGAGUACCCUGAUGCCAGAAUCAAAGUUCAUGACAAGUUGAAGGCAAAUCUGGAUGCCUUGCGGAAAAAGCGCAUUGGCAAAGAAGAUGUCCAGUCAUAG